Ustilago hordei is the source of this 1860-nucleotide messenger RNA. RefSeq lists its product as uncharacterized. The coding region runs from base 1 to 1860 and encodes 619 amino acids. The transcript has a single exon. The record is from RefSeq and is a predicted model, not a curated record. NCBI's taxonomy places the organism in Eukaryota, Fungi, Basidiomycota, Ustilaginomycetes, Ustilaginales, Ustilaginaceae.
AUGGCCCCGAGCACGCGCUUGAUAUGUGCUUGUCGCCGCCAUGGGCUGACUCAAGUAGGACCUAGUUCAAGAAAGGUUGUUACUACCGCACGGAUACCUUCUGCAAAAUCGUCUCCCACACACCAAACCGAAGGCGAAAGCGGUCUGACCGGCUCAGAAAAGCUGCUACAAGAUGCCAUUCGACUAGAAAAACAAGAAGAACAACUCCUCUCACAACGAAAUAAAGCGCAAGAUCCAAACGAUCCAAUAUGGACAGGAGAAGAAAGAGUGCAAGAUACAGUCCUACGGAUGGUUAUGGAUAAAUACAAGCCUUUACGACUUCCGAGUUCGAAUCCGCAUGCUGAUCCUGCGGAUGAAAAGAUUCGGAGUGGGAUCCAAACACCCUCUACCCCCUCCCCCCCUUUUCCUCCAUCCGGAGCUUCUGGCUUUAGCCGAACGGCGACCGACUCUUUGGUAGCUGAGUCAGCUAUCGGGUCAUUCGUUUCCCCAGCGUACAACGGCGAGCACGAGGACGGUCGAAAACUCCCCAAAACGCCCGACCAGAAACCUUGGCGAGCAGUAUACGUUCGACCCCCAUCCUCUAUCUUGGGAGCAGAAGAAGGUUUCACCCCCAGCAUCUACUAUGGGCAAUUUCUAAAAUCUCAUUCCUCCUCCUCCUCCUCCCCCACCAACCCUGCUUCCGACAUCCGGUCUAAACUCAAAGCCGCAGGUCUCAACCCCUCCUCCCUCCCUCUCGACGAUCCAAAGGCUAUGAGCAAGCUUCGUUCUGGAAUCAAAACGUUCGAACGCCAGGGAAAACUCGUCCGAGCCCGCGAUUCCGUUUUGGAUUACCAGUUAUCCCAAUCCUCCCCCUCCGUCUCCUCCUCCACCGCUGGAGAGGGUAAAGGAGACGGACUCAGCGAUGUCAACCAAAACCUGCAACUUCAAUUAGGACAUGCGCAAGGGUGGGACAGUGUAGUGGAAAAAAGAAUCAAAGCUGCUUACGAGGCCGGGUUGUUUCGAGAGAAUAAACUUCGAGGACAACCGUUGAAGAGGGACAUGGACGACAAAAAUCCCUUCCUGGCGAGGGAGGAGUAUUUUAUGAAUAGAAUAGUCAAGAGACAAGGUGCAGCUCCGCCUUGGGUAGGGUUGAAUAUGGAAUUGGAGACGGAAUUGGCGAGUUGGAGGGAUAGAUUGGUCGAUGCUUGGGUUAGGAGGGCGAGUCGGAUGAUUACUACUUCUUCUACUUUGUCCGCCGGUUUAAAACCGUUGGAAGGGGAAGUGGGGGAGGGGGGAAAAGAGGGGUUGAAAGAUGGUGAAAGGGCUCUGUUAGACACGGCUAGAAGGUAUAGAGAUGAAGAAUGGGAACAAAGAGAAAGGUCUUUUCACCAACACGAAUUGAAGAGGCUCAACGAGUUGAUUAGGAGACAUAACCAUUUGGCGCCUUUUACGGCGAGGAAAGGGUUGUUGGUGUUGGAUGUUGAGUUGGGGAGUAUAUAUGAUAGGGCCGUGCCGAGAUUGGUGCAGGAGAUCUCUUCUAUUCUUCGACAGAAGCUCGAUCCAGGGAGUGGAGGGACGAAGGAUGGGUGGGACGAGCAUCUGAAGAGAGAAAGAGAAGGGGGAAAAGGGGGUGUGACAACGUAUGAUAUGUGGGGUAGAGAAGUCACGUCUCGACAACAGCAAAGGGAGGGAGAGAAGGGGAGCUUGCAUGGUUGGUGGGGUAACGCAGUUGGAAGCAGGAGUGAUGCCAAGUACGGUGAGCAAGCUAGUGGGAAUGCGCGAGAAGAAGGAGGAGGAAGAGAUGAGCGAGUGCCAAGUCUAGGGUUGCUGGCUGCUAUUCAGAAGAGUUUGCAGUGGGCGAGGGAGCGGAUCGGUGCCUAA